Colletotrichum scovillei is the source of this 1647-nucleotide messenger RNA. Its product is annotated as penicillin-binding protein. The record is from RefSeq and is a predicted model, not a curated record. The transcript has 3 exons. Bases 1 to 1647 code for a protein of 548 amino acids. NCBI's taxonomy places the organism in Eukaryota, Fungi, Ascomycota, Sordariomycetes, Glomerellales, Glomerellaceae.
AUGAAGCAUUUCCGAUUUCCAAUCGCGGCCCUAUGGGCAACCCAAGCCUUGGGACAAGACAUAGCACAGCGCCCCCUCCACGAUGAGUACCAAGCUAUCGGAGAUGUGCCUCGCGUAGUGUCAAAGGAUCUCGACGAAUUCAUUGAGCGAAUUCGGGAGGAGUGGCAUGCCCCAGGUCUAGCCGUUGCAAUUGUCGACGGGAACAACACUUGGGCAAAGGGUUAUGGCUACGCCGUUCUCAAUUCUACACCCGUCACUCCACACACGCUUUACUACACCGGCAGUACCACCAAGUCCUUCACUGCCGCCGGUAUCUCCCUCCUCAUCGACAAUGCGAGCGCGACCUCGUCAGUGUACCCUGGACUCAAUUGGAAGACACCGGUGUCCCACAUUCUCCGCGAUGACUUUGUUCUCAGCGAUGAGUGGGCUACGGCUCACAUCACUCUCGAGGACGCUAUGAGCCAUCGGACAGGCUACCCUUCCCAUGAUUUAGCACCAGCCACCACGGCCCAGGGAACUACCCGCCUGUUAAGGCAUCUACCAAUGGCUGCGGAACCACGCACGACCUUCUUGUACAACAACAAGAUGUUCGGGGCUAUGGGCUAUCUCAUCGAGGUCCUGACUGGGUCAUGGCUGGGCGAUUUCUUCCGGGAGUACUUGUGGGAGCCUAUGGGCAUGAACGAGACGUAUUUCUCUCUGAAAGAUGCCGAAAGAAGUGGCUUGGUUCUCGCUAAGGAGUACUACUACGAUCCAGAUGACGGAAGCUACCUGCAACUACCGCACGAACCUUCUUCUGGCGAAGAAGGCGCAGGUUCCAUCAUUUCAAACGUCCUCGACUAUGCCAAGUACCUGCGCAUCAUGAUGACUGAGUCUGCGCCGAUCUCCAAGGCGGGACAUCGAGAGGUGAAGACGCCGCGCACUUUGGUGGCUCCUGCGAUGGCACCGUUUACUGGGCCUGUGAGCUAUGCCUUGGGGUGGAACACCGCCAUCUUGGGGGGCGAGCAGGUGUAUUUCCACACUGGUGGAGUCAACAUGUUUAUCUCGAUGAUGAUGAUGAUACCCUCGCAGCAAAUAGGCGUGGUUGUCUUCACUAAUACGGAUGUCAAGGCUCCGCAGGUGAUUGCGACCCAUAUUCUCUCGGAACACUUAGGAAUUCCUAAAUACAAGAGACCGGAUAUGAACGAACAGUACAAAGACAGGAAGAAGGCUGAGCUGGAAUAUUUGCGGACUUGCGCAAGCGAGCUGUACCCUUCGCUUCCGACCCCGCCUUUGUUACCAACAUUGCCCAUCCCAGAUCACGUCGGGGAAUUUCAUAACACUGGGUAUGGCACUCUCGAGGUAGUCUUGGAUUGUUUGGAUUUCGUUGAGAUAUGCGAGCUUCGUGUUCUCGGAAUGGGAGGGGAGGCGUUUGCGCACCUUGCACCGAUGAUAUACCUCGAGCCAAUGUCUGGCAAUCAUUGGCUUGGUCGAGGAUACAUGGGAGGAAAGAAGGCACAGACAGUUGGCAUCCCGAUACUAUGCGUACCCGUUGAGUUCAAAGUCGAUAUUCUUGGCAAGGUCUCGCAAAUUGGUGUCGGGCUGAGGUUGGAGGGGGGCGAUGCGCCGCUUGUCUGGUUUGACCGCGUCACUGUUCCGUUAGAGGCAUGA